Raphanus sativus (radish) is the source of this 1512-nucleotide messenger RNA. Its product is annotated as probable aquaporin NIP5-1. The record is from RefSeq and is a predicted model, not a curated record. NCBI's taxonomy places the organism in Eukaryota, Viridiplantae, Streptophyta, Magnoliopsida, Brassicales, Brassicaceae. Gene Ontology annotation, molecular function: channel activity. The transcript is spliced from 4 exons. Gene Ontology annotation, cellular component: membrane. Gene Ontology annotation, biological process: transmembrane transport. Bases 451 to 1278 code for a protein of 275 amino acids.
UCUCUCUGAACCACAGAUUCGAGGAUUAGUCUUUGUUGUUUCAAAAAAAAAAAGGAUUAGUCUUUGUUCAGUGCUAACUUUUUUUUUUUGUAACUGAAAGUGCUAACUUAUGCAUACAUAUGUUUCCGUUGUCGUCGUUUAUAUCAGCUGAAAGCAGUUUACAAAAAAAAAAGUAAUUAACAGCUUUAUAAAAAUCCUUACAAGCAUAAAAUUAACGUCCCCGAUCUAUUUUUUUCUCCUUUAAAAAAUCAAUUGUGUCUCUGGUUUUAAUUUGUGUUUAGUGAAACUAGUCCUGGCAAAACUUGAAGCAUAAGUGUAAACCCAAAUUUAUAAAGCUCAAAUCAUGUAAAUUCUUCUCUAUUAAGUUUAACUCCAUCCUACAAAAAAACCUUAAAAAAAAGCAUUUUCUUCAAAACAAAAUACAAAAAAAAACUACCCGAAAAGGUUAGGAUGUCUCCGCCGGAGGCUGAAAUGGGUGCGGUAGCGGUGACCGCUCCGCCAACGCCAGGAACCCCGAGAGGACCGUUGAUCACGGGGAUGAGAGUUGAUUCAAUGUCGUUCGAUCAUCGGAAACCGAUACCUCCAUGCAAAUGCUUGCCGAUGAUGGGAAACCCUUGGGGUCAACACGACACGUGCUUUACCGAUUUUCCCUCUCCUGGUGUCUCCCUUACUCGCAAGGUUGGGGCCGAGUUCGUGGGAACAUUCAUCUUGAUAUUCACCGCGACAGCCGGACCAAUCGUGAACCAGAAAUACAACGGAGUGGAAACCCUAAUCGGUAACGCAGCAUGCGCAGGGCUCGCCGUGAUGAUCAUAAUUCUCUCAACUGGUCACAUAUCAGGGGCUCACUUAAAUCCAUCAGUGACCAUAGCAUUCGCAGCUCUAAGACACUUUCCUUGGGCCCAUGUACCUGCUUACAUAGCGGCUCAAGUCUCAGCUUCCAUUUGCGCUUCAUUCGCACUCAAAGCAGUUUUCCAUCCUUUCAUGUCGGGAGGUGUGACUGUUCCUUCUGUUAGUGUUGGACAAGCAUUUGCCCUUGAGUUUAUCAUCAGUUUCAUUCUCCAGUUUGUUAAUACUGCCGUUGCCACCGACAUCCGUGUCGUUGGAGAAUUGGCCGGUAUAGCUGUUGGAGCCACUGUCAUGCUCAACAAUCUUGUUGCAGGGCGAUCGAGUGGUGCAUCUAUGAAUCCCGUUAGGACUCUAGGACCUGCCCUUGCAUCAGGAAACUACAGGUCACUUUGGGUUUAUCUGGUAGCUCCUACACUUGGUGCUCAAGAUUAACGAUAACGUGUCGGACCCCCCAAGUCAGGUUAGAAGCUUCCGUCGUUAAGUGAGAGACUUGUCCACAAGUCUUCUGCUUGUUACUGUUACUGUAUAAUUUAUAAUAGUGUAAUGAUAUGAAAAGCUUUGGAAGCUUAUGUAAAGAACCUGAAGGCGAUGAAAAGAAAAAGAAAUAAUAAAAGGCGAUGUGACUACAAGUCCACGCUCUAUGUGUGCAUAGCAUCGGUUUCUCAA